Neogale vison (American mink) is the source of this 2603-nucleotide messenger RNA. It is a transcript of the gene IL20RB, whose product is annotated as interleukin 20 receptor subunit beta. Gene Ontology annotation, molecular function: interleukin-20 binding. Lineage: Eukaryota; Metazoa; Chordata; Mammalia; Carnivora; Mustelidae. The transcript has 7 exons. Bases 168 to 1052 code for a protein of 294 amino acids. The record is from RefSeq and is a predicted model, not a curated record.
UCUUCCGGCAAUUCAAACCUCAGCUCCAACACCUGCAUUCUGAAGCAAGGAUGGCUGAGAUGGACAGAAUGCUUCAUUCUGGAAGGAAACAAUAUUCCAGGUCUAGCUGAAUCUGCCAAACACAGACCCUCUCUGUGGUUUUAGAAGAAGUCUUGACAAAUCUUAUCAUGUGGUUUUUCUACGCCUUGAUUCCUUGUUUACUUGUAGAUGGAGUGGCCAUCCUGCCUGCCCCUCAGAACCUCUCUGUACACUCAACCAACAUGAAGCAUCUGUUGAUGUGGAGCCCAGUGGUUGUGCCUGGAGAAAUAAUACACUAUUUUGUCGAGUACCAGGGAGAGUAUGAGAGCCUGUACAUGAGUCACAUCUGGAUCCCCAGCAGCUGGGGCUCACCCACCGAAGAUCCUGAAUGUGACAUCACUGAUGACAUCACUGCUACUGUGCCAUACAACCUCCGUGUCAGGGCCAGCCUCGGCUCCCAGACCUCAGCCUGGAGCACCCUGCAGCAUCCUUUUAACCGAAACACAACCAUCCUCACACCACCUGUGAUGGAGGUCACCAAGGACGGCUUCCACCUAGUUAUUAAGCUGGAAGACCUGGGGCCCCAGUUUGAGUUCCUCGUGGCUUACUGGAGGAGGGAGCCCGGUGCCAAGGAACAUGUCAAAGUGGUGAGGAGCAGGGGCAUUCCAGUGCACCUGGAAACCAUGGAACCUGGAGUCCCAUACUGCGUGAGGGUCCGGACGUUGGUGAAGGCCAUUGGGAGGCACAGCCCUUUCAGCCAGGCGGAGUGUGUCAAGGUGCAAGGAGAGACCCUCCCCCUGGCACUGGCCCUGUUUGCAUUUGUUGGCUUCAUGCUCAUCCUUGUGGUGGUGCCCCUUUCCAUCUGGAAAAUGGGCCGGCUGCUCCGGUACUCCUGUUGUCCCGUGGUGGUGCUCCCCGACACCUUGAAAAUAACCAAUUCACCCCAGAAGUUAAUCAGCUGCAGAAGGGAAGAGGUGGAACCCUGUGCCAUAGCUGUGCUGUCUUCUGAGGAACCCUUCAGGGCCUGGCUUUAGCAGCCUUGGGGAGGGCCCAGCUGAAACUGAGACUCCGGUUGGCACAGCACAACAGCCAUGAGGGGAAAGACCCUGUAUCUGUUUUCCUCCAUGGACAGAGGACAAGAAAAGCAAGAGGAGCCUGGUGUGUCCAUGUCUAGAGGCAACUGUCUGAAGCAGACUGGUUUGGCAGACAAAGCAAGAAGUGGGGGUCAGGAGAUGUGACCUCUAGAACUGUCUGGCAUUCACUGACUGAAUGACCCUAGAGAAAGUGGCUUGGUUUCUCUGGUCCUCAGUUUUCUCAUCUAGAAAGGGAGAAUUAAACAUACAACUGUCAAACCACUGUAUCUCUCUGGCCCUUGCGGAGAUUUGGGAAACUGGCAGCACUGUACAUUGGGAUUGGUUCAACUCUUCGGCAGAGCAGUAUAUAAAUUGCAGCAAGAAUGAUAAAAACUCUUUACACCAGUUGGCUUGGAGAGCCACUUUCCUAAAGGAAACCUUGAUGGGUAAAGGAAGGAUGAGUACAACAGUGUUGACUUCACUUCAAACCACAUGUCUGUGCAGAGGUCAAUGGCUCAGCCAGCGCUGCAACACAUGACCUAGAAGGAGGUCACAGGCCCAUGGAAAAUGGGCAGUGCUGUGCAUACAAGAGAUAUUGUAAAGGGUAAAUAACACACGCACACUGAGGGUAGCAGGUAGAAUGUAUGUGUAUGAGGAGAGGAGAAUGCAGAAGGAUGUUGAUAAUAAACGUGGUGUUUGCUGUGUUCCUUUUACCUGUAGAGUUGUUAAAGUAUAGAAUUAAAAAUAAAAAGGGGUCACCUUCAGCAAUCCUUUUGGUUUCUUCCAAAAAAGUGGUCUUUGGGAUUCUAGUUACAUCAUCAACCUUGUGUCCAGGAAGGCUCCUGAAGGCCACCAUUGGCCAGGAGUUGAGGGGGUGACCCCAGGUAGGGGAUGCAGCCGGGAAGGAGAACCCUGACUGGUGCAGCUGGCCAAAGCCUCACCUGGUCAGGGUGCUCCAUAGGAAGUCCCUUGGGGGUACUUCUCCUCCCUAAGACAGCUCACCCAGCGUGUCCUCAGUGCCUUCUAGCAUGUUCAUCCGGGACCAACUUUUGGAAGCCUCUUCCUGCCCCUCUCCCAACCAGGUGAGGAAGAGUCAGGGCUAGGGAAGGAAUGGAGAGGUAAGUCUCUUGAGAAGUGAAGGGAUUAAUGGGCAAGGCCUGUGCGUUCCUUCUUAACCCCCAGCUUUGGAGCCUCUGAGUUGGUUUGUCUCCACACCAACUUCCAGGACCCCUUCCAGCCAGCCCAGAGGUGGGGACAAUGUAACUACUUCAACCAGGUGUUUCUCCUACAAAAGAGAGGCCUACAACCCCCCUCUCUACCCCAGUGGGGUCUCAAGGAGCCAGAGGGUGCGCUCUCCAGGAGGAUGAUACUGUCGAAGAUCUUUCCUUUGUACAAUUUGUAUGCUUCCGUGUUGUUGGAUUUCUUCAUGAAAAGUAUGUGUUAAUUUUAUAUUUAGCCUAAACUGGACAUAUUUUCAAUGUGCAAAAAUAAAGGCUAUACUACUGUACCGGU